AUGUCCCCCAAACAUGACCAGCUACGCUUCUACCUGAACUUGGUCUGGCCGCCGAAGCAGACGCUGGAUGUUAUUCGCAGGCUGUUCCAGGCUGUGCGUGGACUGGACGCGAAGCGGCAGAUGCUUGUCUUGCGUUUUGUGAUUCCAUCACUGUUCGAUUUCGUGGAGUGGAACAUGGGUCACGACAGGUUGCUCAAGUACAGCCGUGACGGAUGCGCUGAUGCUUUUGAGCUUGUACUUGAAUUGACGCGGCCGUACCUACCGGGCGGCCAUAAGUCGAGAUUGACCUCUACCUUGCCACAUUUGGAGCAAUUGCGCUAUACAUCGACUUGCGCGCAGUGCGGGCGAGGCUGGCGCGAAGGCAGGCCUGGAGAUCCCAACUCCAUCUGGGCGCACAAGUUUUAUCCCAGAUUGCCUGGAGACGCGGCGGCUGGCCAGGUGCGCCGCGUGCGGGCAGGAGCGGGAAGCGUGGCCAGAUGGGCCACGCGGGCACGGCCCACGCCGAGCUGUGGUACUGCGAGGACUGUUGGCGCGGCUGGAAAGACGAGGCCAGAAGAGGCGGCGCCGGCCCGGGCGACUGGGGCGCCGGCAAGGGCGCCGCGCAGAGCCGGGGGUCCGCCGCCGCGCCGGCGCGGGCGCAGAAGGGCCCCAGGCCGGGCCAGUGCCCCGGCGGGGCGCCGGCGCCGGGCGCGGCGGCCGCCAUCAAGUCUUGGGAGAUCGUGGACUGACGCCGCCUAA
Messenger RNA from Prorocentrum cordatum, 738 nucleotides. Lineage: Eukaryota; Dinophyceae; Prorocentrales; Prorocentraceae. The record is from the annotation of a GenBank genome assembly.